GGAGGAGUGACGGUGUGUUCAGACUGAGGAAUGGAAGACAACACCAGAAACUUAUGUGCUGACAAUCUAACAGACAAUAGUAGCUUACAAGUUAUUCAACAAUCUCGACAAGAUGUUUGCAGCUGUGCUGUUUAUAACAGAGAUUUACACAGCAUUGGGAUUCAAUAUAUACACUGAGCCAGUGGGCAAUUUUAAAAACGAUGACCCGCUGUUUGGCCAAACCAUUAUUCAGUCACAGGAUGGACUUUAUGUUCCUUCUCCAACCUCUGGAGACAUUUUCAGAUGCAAAGAGAAUAAAUGUUCCAGUAUAAAUAUUUCUGACGUAACAAAAGGCUUGACUCCAAUUGCAUCUGUAGCAUCCAGGUUGAAGGAAGAUGAGGAGCACUUUCUGGUUUGUAACCAAGUUCGGACAAGGAAUUCAUCGACUGAGUAUUUCAAUGGAAACUGUACAUUUAUAUUUGAUGAUCAGGAAAAGAGCAAAAUCUAUCCUGUUAAGUUGGUUUUAGAGCUGCAGAAUCCAAAUCCUAACAACAACAACAACAACAACAACAACAACAACAACAACAACAACAGAUAUCAAGCCAGUCGAAUGUCUCAAGACAAGUCGAGGAAGAGAAGAGCUGAAGAGAAUGACACAAUUGCUGAUGAUGAUGAAGAAGAUGAAGAUGCAGGAACGGAGAUCGCUUUUGUGCUGGACGGCUCUGGUAGCAUUGAGCCGGACGAUUUUGUAAGGGCAAAAGACUUUAUCAGUAACGUGAUGAAAAAUGUUUGGACAACAUGUUUCAGUUGCAACUUUGCAAUAGUGCAGUUUGGGAGAGACAUAAGAACAGAACUCUCUCUACAAGAAAAUGAUGACAGUAACUAUGCCUUGGAUAAGGUGAAGAACAUAAAACAGCUUGGGGCAGUCACCAAGACUGCCUCAGCCCUCUACCAUGUUCUCACAGACAUUUUUGUUCCUCAAAAUAGAUCAAAAAAGAAUGCAAAAAAAAUGAUUAUCCUACUGUCUGAUGGAAAAAUGGUAGGAGAUACAAGAAACCUCAGCGAUGUUUUGAACAUGCCACAGAUGAAUGGGAUUACUCGCUAUGCUAUAGGAGUGGGGUCAGAGGUCCUGAAUAAUUCAAAAGCAAUAAACGAAAUGAUAGAAAUAGCUGGCAGCAGUGAAAGAUUUUUCAAAGUUUCUAAUUAUGCGGCCUUGGAAAAAAUUCUUUCUUCUUUGGAAAACAGCAUAAUUGCAAUUGCAGAUGCAGGGACGGAGAUCGCUUUUGUGCUGGACGGCUCUGGUAGCAUUGAGCCGGACGAUUUUGUAAGGGCAAAAGACUUUAUCAGUAACGUGAUGAAAAAUGUUUGGACAACAUGUUUCAGUUGCAACUUUGCAAUAGUGCAGUUUGGGAGAGACAUAAGAACAGAACUCUCUCUACAAGAAAAUGAUGACAGUAACUAUGCCUUGGAUAAGGUGAAGAACAUAAAACAGCUUGGGGCAGUCACCAAGACUGCCUCAGCACUCUACCAUGUUCUCACAGACAUUUUUGUUCCUCAAAUGGAUCAAAAAAGAAUGCAAAAAAAUGAUUAUCCUACUGUCUGAUGGAGAAAUGGUAGGAGAUACAAGAAACCUCAGCGAUGUUUUGAACAUGCCACAGAUGAAUGGGAUUACUCGCUAUGCUAUAGGAGUGGGGUCAGAGGUCCUGAAUAAUUCAAAAGCAAUAAACGAAAUGAUAGAAAUAGCUGGCAGCAGUGAAAGAUUUUUCAAAGUUUCUAAUUAUGCGGCCUUGGAAAAAAUUCUUUCUUCUUUGGAAAACAGCAUAAUUGCAAUUGAAGACUUUGCUGAGAGUUCCAGGGAGAGAGCGAGAGACCCGUUUCUUCAGCCUAUAUAUGGGCAAGAAUAUUGUGAAAUAGUUUAACCUUAAAUUUCCCUUGAAUUUCGAAUCAGGGUUGUUGGGGUUUUUUUUUCCAAAAAACAAAAGCUUCUUGAUUCUGAUGUGUUUUUACUUCUGUUUGAAUCUGAUGCAUUACCAACUUUUUUUUUCUUGGCAAGAUAUAUAUAACAGAUAUCUUAAAUAAACAAGGUUUUGCUUUUGCACAG
Molecule: messenger RNA, 2080 nt
Organism: Tachysurus fulvidraco (yellow catfish)
Lineage: Eukaryota; Metazoa; Chordata; Actinopteri; Siluriformes; Bagridae
Gene: itgae.1
Product: integrin, alpha E, tandem duplicate 1
Exons: 16
Coding region: 113-1582 (489 amino acids)
Source: RefSeq, a predicted model, not a curated record